AUGCCUUCGGCUACAAACCAGGCUGGCCACAAUAGUGACGCGCCGCCGACGCUGAAUGGCAAUGUUAAUCAUCCGCCUCACGGCAACAUCAGGAAUCAGCAGUGUCUACAGCAUCAUCGUAUAGAGACGUUCAUCAGCGGACCCGACAGCACGCCUCGUCCCUCGAGUCGCGGGCCCACAAACAUCCAGGCGGCUCACCGGGAGAGGGUCGCCGCUGAACUGGACGCCAUCACAAGGCGCCUUCCCUAA
Molecule: messenger RNA, 249 nt
Organism: Anthostomella pinea
Lineage: Eukaryota; Fungi; Ascomycota; Sordariomycetes; Xylariales; Xylariaceae
Source: the annotation of a GenBank genome assembly